AGAGAGAGAGAGAGAGAGAGAGCGCGUUUGGGGGAGGGAUGGUGGGAGUGGAGAAUGUCUUGAACUGCAGAGGGAGGGUUAGAAAGAGCAGAGGCUCCAGUGAUUUUUAACUCCUUCCUCCUCAGGAAGAGUGUAGGUACAGCAGCGAGCUGAAAGAACCUCUGUGAAUCCCACCCCACCCCCACCUGUCCCUUAAGCUGUUCCCCAAACAUCAGCCACGCGGGAUCUGACAUAACCUGGUUGGGUUGGGGGAUGGGGGGGAGCCCAAUGUGAUGUGUGAUCAUGCUGUGUUGCAUUCUCAGCUUCUUUCCCUGUUAAUUAAAGUUGGAGAAAGGGAGAGGGAGUCUGCUCAGGAGAGGAGGCUCACUCAACCAGCUGCCCUUGAUUCCACUCCAUUGUCCUCCUAGGGCCAGGUGUGGAUGCCUCGGCAUUGAUGGAGCCAUAAGGAAAGCUGCCCCUGCUGCUUCUCAGGGGGUGGCAGGGUAACUGCUCCACAGAGGUGAGGGGAUGGAUGCCCGGACAGUGCCAACCGUGACUGCCAUGGAGGUGCCCAACAUCAAAGAUUUCCAUUGGAAGACCCUGGCCCCAUUGCCCAGUCGUCGGGUCUACUCAUCUCUGGUGGAGGCUGGAGGACAGGUCUAUGCCAUAGGAGGCUGUGAUGACAACGGGGUCCCUAUGGACUGCUUUGAAGUCUACUCCCCUGAGGCUGACCAGUGGACUUCCUUGCCCCCCAUGCCCACAGCCCGGGCCGGGGUGGCUGUCAUUGCCCUGGGGAAACGGAUUAUGGUGAUUGGGGGUGUGGGGACCAAUCAGCUGCCCCUGAAGAUUGUGGAGAUGUACAACAUCGAUGAAGGCAAGUGGAAGAAGAGGAGUGUGCUGAGGGAGGCUGCCAUGGGCAUCUCCGUCACUACAAAAGAUUACAGGGUAUAUGCAGCAGGAGGAAUGGGGCUGGAUCUCCGCCCCCAUAACCACCUACAGCACUAUGACAUGCUCAAGGACAUGUGGGUAUCAUUAGCCCCUAUGCCCACCCCAAGGUAUGCUGCUACUUCCUUUCUCCGAGGUUCCAAGAUUUAUGUGCUAGGGGGUCGUCAAUCCAAAUAUGCAGUCAAUGCCUUUGAGGUCUUCGAUAUUGAAACACGCUCAUGGACCAAGUUUCCCAGCAUCCCCUGCAAGCGAGCUUUCUCCAGUUUUGUCCCCAUGGAUGGCUAUCUGUAUAGCCUGGGGGGCCUGCGGCAAGGCCGCCUCUACCGACAGCCCAAGUUCAUGAGGACUAUGGAUGUGUUUGACAUGGAACAGGGAGGUUGGAUGAAGAUAGAGAGGUCUUCGUUCCUAAAGAAGCGCAGAGCUGACUUUGUAUCAGGAUGCUUAAAAGGAAGAGUCAUAGUGGCUGGUGGUCUGGGGAACCAGCCCACAGUACUGGAGACAGCAGAGGCCUUCCACCCAGAGAAGAACAAAUGGGAGAGCCUGCCCCCCAUGCCCACUCCCCGCUGUGCCUGCUCCAGCAUCGUCAUCAAAAGCUGCCUCCUCGCAGUGGGAGGCGUCAAUCAGGGACUGAGCGAUGCUGUGGAAGCCCUGUGUGUCUCAGACUCCUAGCCUCGGCCUGGCUCUCCCUCGAGAACCUGGCUCCUCAGAAACUCGUUCCUUGGCAGGGCUGGGGGAUUUACUCAGCUUCUUAUAUGGCAGAAAAGUGGGCAAAAUCUCCAGGGGCCCAAACUUCUGAAAUCCACCCACCUUCACCAGGGCCUCUCUUCCAAGAGUACAGAAAAUGCUCCCUGAAAAGUCACUGAACAAACGUCCAAAGGGUCUCUAGCAGGGACUGUCCCACCUCAGCUAUUGAAAGAUAGAUGGACGCUACCCUGUCCAUGCUGUCCAUACCCUUCCCAUAACUGUCCUUAUGGCUGGAGACAGCAUUCCAUGUCUCCCAGAGCCCAAUGCAAUAGGCCGUUCCUCCCCUCAGCAAUUUGGGGGACUGCCUUAACUCGGUGAUAGACUAGGGCCAGGCUUUGUCUGACAAGCAGGGAAAAGAAGGCAGGGAGCUGCAAAUGAGGGCAAACAUGGCCCUAGGAAAAAUGAGACAGAGAAGACAUCUCCAUAGUGGCAGUGGUGGGGGCUAGCAGAAGCUGAAGAGACCAGCUCUGACAGGCUACAGAACAGGGGCUGCCCAACCAGUCAUGGAGCGGAUGCUGGAUUUACUAAAACUGUUCAGCAUGCUGACAUCCCGCCGGUGAUUCCUCCAGUUGUAGCCGCAGUUCCAGGUGUGUUUGGCCAGCCCUCUUCUCACCACCCCCUCCCCACCAUGUAACUUCAGGCCGCCCUAGGAUCAUAAUAAGCACAGAGAAGGGGAUCCUCCCAAUUUUUGAAAGGGGUUUGCAAAACAAGUCUGGAUACUUCCUCUGCUCCAAAUUGGAACUAGCAAUAGCAGCAACCCUGAGACCCAACAAGAAAAUGGGGUCACUGGAUGUCCAGGUCUUGAGCAAAGAAACAGGAAACCCCUCUCCUGCUGGGUUUGUCUACAUCAGCAACUUCCCAGAUGCCAAAGUAUCAGUAUCAAAAAAGCGAUGGAUCCGCAUAAAGCUGUUUCCCAUCAGGAUGGCUGACCCAGCUGUUUCUGAUGGAGGCUUGCCCACUGAAAGGUGAGAGGAAUACAGGCUGGAAUACAGGCACGGUGCAGAGAUUAGAGACAGGUUAGGGUAAGGUAGGAAAAGGAAGGUGUCCAAGGCUGAGCUCUUUCCUGGGCUGAGCUUGGAGCAUUGACUCUUUCUCUAGACAGUCCCACGCUGACUCUGGGAAUCUUUCACAUCAACCUAAAGACAAGGGGAUAGCAGGCCGAAUUAUUCUAUCCUUGAGAUAUUUAGUGCAUGUGGCAUUUCGGCCACAGACUGCGGGCCCCCCCCCCCCCCCCAUAUCACACACAGGUGUAAAAUCAAAGCGAUCUAAUGGGCGUUUCCAUAUCUGCAGACUUGACCACCAACUUUCUGGCUGACAUUGAGGAGGGGCAGGAGGAAUCCUUACAGUGAUCGGAAUGGUUUUAAGCAAAUCCAAAAAACUUCACGUCUCUGGUGCAUUGUUUUACUAGAGGAUGGUCUCUGCCCUGUAGCCUGGCACAGCUGGCACUCUCCCAGGAUAGUUUCCAGUCCUCAACAAAUUUCUGGUUACAGUCAUGGUCCCCUGUCUCCUCCUGCCUGGCGCCAUCCUCGUCUCACUAUCAAGCACAUUCAGUCCUAUGUCCACAUGUUAGACUUCAGCCCUUCCUUUCCCUCAGGUUUGGAGGACUGUUUGCAAGUCAAGGUUUAGCCCCAGAUAUUUGUUGGUUUAGGGCAAUUCUGCAGAGAGGGCCACGGAGAACAAUGGUGGGGGAUUUCCUACUCACCAGUGGUACUGAAUUCUAACACCCUGUUAUAUUGGAUAAGAAGAUAAGGAAAUUAUGAACUGAAAGAGUUGGAAACCAGAUUACCACUCUUAUCUCACUGAUUUCAGUGAAUUGGCAUUGUGAGAAUAAUCUGGCUUCCUGGGGCCUAGCCUGGGGACGGAAACAAUAGAGUUCCUCAAUUCCUCCUCUCUUCUCAAUACCAUUCAAAUGGGAACCUCUCUCCACCCUAGCUUCCUGGAGAGACCUGAACUUGGACAUAAAAGAAAGGAGAUGCAGCUCAGCUGCAUAGGGGUCUGGUUAUCAGACCAUUUCCUAGAAUGGCCUAUUUCCAUUUGGAGUUGUUCUGAGCAGGAGCUGAACCCUAAUCCGAGAGGAGUGCCCCCUCUUCUUCCAGUUCCCUUCCCCCUGAGGCCUGGUAUUAAUGUCACUGUUCUCCCAGGACCCUUUCCCUGGGGCAGGGAUAGGGAUUUCCUGUUGACACUGUGCCAUCCAAAUCCACCUUGGAUGCGUUAAUUGCACUUCUGGUUAUUAGCAGCAGCACAAUGAUUAAAGUCUAUAUUCCUAUGUUCUCUCGCACCGUUUUAUGGGAUGGGAGGUGGGGCAGGAUGAUGACCACCAUGGGGGAAAGAGACACCAAGGAGAGACCCCUUCUCUUAAG
This is a messenger RNA of Sarcophilus harrisii (Tasmanian devil), 4028 nucleotides long. RefSeq names its product kelch domain containing 8A (gene KLHDC8A). The record is from RefSeq and is a predicted model, not a curated record. Bases 508 to 1593 code for a protein of 361 amino acids. Gene Ontology annotation, molecular function: protein binding. The transcript is spliced from 6 exons. Lineage: Eukaryota; Metazoa; Chordata; Mammalia; Dasyuromorphia; Dasyuridae.